AUGGCCUCUGGUGCUUGCUACCCGAGCGCUCAGCCUCUAGUGGCAUUGCUCCGUCAUUGGCUUCUGCUCCGGACAGAGCCUACCACCACAGUAUCUGUGGCAAGUCAGUUGAAGACGAGGUGUCCUGGCUUCAGAAUGGGCGACAGCUUCAAGGGAGCACGUCGGCCACAGAUGGCCUGGUGCUUGCUAUCCGAGCUCGCAGCCCUCACUGGCAGUGAUCGGCCAGUAUUCUCUGCACCAGACAGAGUCUGCCACCAACUUAUCCGCGGCGGGUCACUUCCAGACGGGCUGCCGCGCCUGAGCUUCUGCUGCAGCCUCAAGCGGGUGGCCGUGCACGACCGCGGCCUGACGCUCCACUUCUCCGCGCCGCAGCGCCGCCGCCAGCCCGCCGGCCCCGGUGGCACGCUGCUGUGUCUGGCCGCGCCCUCCGCUGCGGAGGCCGAGGAGUGGGGCGGCGCCGUGCGCCGCGGCGUCGCGGAGCUGCGCACCGACCUGCCCGAAGGGUGGGACGUGGGCGCCAUGCUGCAAGGGGGCCUCGGCUCCGCGGUGCGGCUGGUGGCGAAGACGCCGCUGCCAGAAGGCUCGGUGGCUGCCAUCCAGCGGCUCAUGGACCGCAGCUUCGUCUGCAAGCGCACCCAGGACCGCUGCGGGCGGCCUAUCCCGGUGCGCCUGGAGGUCGCGCAGGUGAUCGGCGUUCAGAACAUCGCCGCGUGGACGGAGUACACCAAGGCCCGCGCCCGCGUGGCCGCCGCCGCGCCGCCGGAGGCGGCGGCGGAGGGCGGCGCGCAGCGCCUGGAGCCCGAGGUGCUCACCCACUUGUCCUGCGAGGACGGGCUGGUGAAGCCUCUGCUCGGCGGCGUGGCGGACGGCGCCAACGAGCGCUGGCUGUUCCACGGCUCCACGCCGGCCGCCGUGCAGGGCAUCGCCGACAGCGAGUUCCGCGUCGACCUGGCCGGCUCGCACAGAGGCACUCUGUACGGCAAGGGCGUGUACCUCGCCGAGUGCUGCAGCAAG
Molecule: messenger RNA, 1014 nt
Organism: Prorocentrum cordatum
Lineage: Eukaryota; Dinophyceae; Prorocentrales; Prorocentraceae
Source: the annotation of a GenBank genome assembly